Molecule: messenger RNA, 5238 nt
Organism: Xenopus laevis (African clawed frog)
Lineage: Eukaryota; Metazoa; Chordata; Amphibia; Anura; Pipidae
Gene: fam120c.L
Product: constitutive coactivator of PPAR-gamma-like protein 2
Exons: 16
Coding region: 658-3756 (1032 amino acids)
Cellular component (GO): nucleus
Source: RefSeq, a predicted model, not a curated record
UGAACGUAAUUACGAAGCACUAGGGACAAGCAACAGCAGAGCUACUGGGACAAUGGCUUUAUUGAGAAACUCCACAUGGGUGGAGGGAGGAGUCUGGAAGCGGAUGAACCCUGGGAAAUAAAGUUCAAGCGACGCUAGUUUGUCAUUCUCACUGUGGCUUUUGGUACUACAUUUCCCAGUAUGCAUCGCGCUUUAGUUAGCGCCUCAGACCUAAGCAGAGGUUGCAACCUGUACCAAACCUACAGUAGAAGUUGGCAACCCCGUAGGAUUAAGUCGCAGGUCCUGUCGCGAGUCCGCCACUAGAACUCAUUAUAGCGCUUUCCCGUACUUGUAUUCGCCGCUCUCUAAUAGGUAAUCGGCAGUGGAGCGGUCACGUGGUAGGGCCACAUGACCGUGACGUCACGUCCUUUCCGAGGAUAGGAACUAGCUGCUACCGAAGAAGAAGGAGAUUAAAAUGGCGGCCUAUGCCGCGCAGGGACCCUCACGUUCUGUCAGACCAUUGUGAGGAAGGCUCCCCUAGUCAAUAGCAGGACCUCACCGUACAUUAUCUGUAUCUGACAGUUUUGGACACUUUGAGGAGGGGUUUCCUCUUGCUCUCCUCCCCAGCAGUCUCAGUGCUUCUCUCCUCUGCCUCAGCCCGUUCCUCCUAGAGGCAUCAUGGGGGUGCAGGGCUUCCAGGAGUUCCUGGAGAAGCGCUGCCCGGGGGCCGUGGUGCCCGUGGACUUGUUGAAGUUGGCCAGGACCGUAGCCAGACAGCAGCACAGGGCCGGCCUGUCGCCCGGGGGUUACCCACCUGCUCCUCCGCCUCCCCCACAGCCCCCUUCCCCGGCUGCUCCCCCGCCAUGUCGAGUCUUAGUGGAUGCGGAUUCCGCCUUGCAGCGUCUCUAUGGCGGCUACCAGACUGACUGGGUGUGCGGGGGCCAGUGGAACGCCAUGCUGGGCUACUUGGCAGCGCUGUCUCAGGCCUGUUUGUACCAGGGCGGCCUGGAGUUGGUAGCCAUGUUCAACGGCACGCUAGCCAAAGAAAGGCUACCUGAAUGGGCACGGAAAGCACAAGGAGAGAGGCAGACGUCUCAGCUUAUAGUCAGCCACGUUGGGAACAAGGGCACCCCGCCCCCCCGGGCCUGGUUCCUGCCACCCGCAUGUCUGGCUCACUGCAUCCGCCUGGCCAUGAUCCGCUUCCGUGUGAAGGUAUUUCAGAGCUUGGAGGACCAUCACCUUGAGGUAGUAUCCUUCUUUCGCGAGAAUGGCUUUCAUGGACUAAUUGCUCAUGACUCAGAGUACGCCCUCUUUAACAUCCCUUCAUACUACAGCUCCCAUGCCCUCAAACUCAGUUGGAAUGGGAAGAAUUUGACCACCAAUCAGUUUCUAAUGCAGGAAGUUGCCAAGCAGCUUGGCCUAAAGAUGAGCCACUUUCCAAUUUUUGCAGCUCUCUUAGGCAAUCAUAUCCUUCCUGAUGAGGAUCUCGCAGCAUUUCACUGGAGCCUGCUCGGGCCAGACCAUCCCCUGGCAUCUUUGAAGGUCCGUGCUCACCAACUUGUCCUGCCACCCUGUGAUGUGGUGAUUAAAGCCGUCUCUGAAUAUGUGGGAUCUAUUAAAGAUGCCUCUAACUUGGAUGUAGUGGGAAAGGAAAUCUUCAGGCACUCACAGUCCAGGACGGAAGACAAAAUAGAACGCUUCAAGAAAGCGGUGGACUAUUAUUCUGUAGCAACUAAGCAGCGCCCGCAACCACUUAAUCCAUCUCCAUAUGUUGUUUCAGGCUAUGGACCUAACCAAUUCGGAGUUCCUCCACUUCCUCAUAACCAAAUGGGAGGAAUGGCAGUUGGAAAACCAAUGUUUGGACACCAAAUGCCACCCAAGAUGCAGUAUCCACACCACUAUACUCCAGGCCCCAACUCAGGAUUCAUGUAUCCUCCCCACCAAUUUGGUGACCUGCAGCACUUUCACGAUGAGACAUUGCUGAAGACGGGGCCAUUCUCUGGGUGGUCUCUGCCAUGUGAUUCAUCUGCCUCUAAGUUUCCCAAUCACCUAACUCUGAAGCCUUCUUCUUCUGGUCAGGAGUCGUCGCCAUCCUCUUCUUCGGAUGAAGAUCAUAAUGGUGCUACAUCAAAUCAUGUAACAGAGGCCCGUCCGCAUAAGACUAACUGGGAGGAAUCCACUGGGGAGAAGAAUUCCCAGUCCUGGGGUCAGCAGUCAGGGUCUGGCGAUUCUAAUACUAACCUCGGGCACAAUGAAAAUCAGAUCCCUUCCCUGCUUUCCAUGGCAACUCGGAACCACAUGGAUAUCACUACACCACCCCUACCUCUUGUAGCCCCUGAGGUCCUGAGAGUGGCAGAACACAGGCAUCGUCGUGGUCUUAUGUACCCCUACAUAUAUCAUGUCCUCACCAAGGGUGAGAUUAAGCUUCCUGUCUGCAUAGAAGAUGAAUGCAAUACUGAUCUCCCGCCAGCUACCAUCCUCUUUCGCACAGCUCGUCAGUUUGUCUAUGGAGUCCUCUUUAGCUUGGCUGAGACUCAGCGGAGGCUGGAACGGAUGGCUAUGCGCAGGCGCCUGCCUGUCGAUGUCCCUCCAGUGAUUAUCAAGGAGUGGUCAGCCUACAAGGGAAAGUCUCCCCAGACUCCAGAGCUGGUAUCUGCCAUGACCUUUAGAGAGUGGACUUGUCCCAAUCUAAAGAAGCUGUGGCUGGGCAAAGCUGUAGAGGAUAAGAACCGCAGGAUGAGAGCGUUUCUUGCCUGUAUGAAGUCAGAUACACCCAGCAUGUUAAACCCAGCCAAUGUGCCCACACACUUGCUGCUGAUGUGCUGUGUGUUAAGAUAUAUGAUGCAGUGGCCUGGAGGAAGGAUAUUGCUGAGGCACGAGCUUGACGCGUUCUUGGCACAGGCUGUAUCUGCACAAUUGUAUGAACCAGACCAGCUGCAGGAGCUCAAGAUUGAGAAAUUAGAUUCACGUGGGGUGCAGCUGGCAGCUCUUUUUAUGAGUGGAGUGGACACUGCACUCUUUGCCAAUGAUGCCUGCGGACAGCCGGUGCCAUGGGAGCAUUGCUGCCCUUGGAUUUACUUUGAUGGGAAGCUUUUCCAAAGCAAGCUAAUACGAGGAGGCCGGGAGAGAGUUCCUCUCAUUGAAUUAUGUGAUGGCCAGGCAGAGCAGGCAGCCAAAGUAGAAAAGAUGAGACAGAGUAUCCUGGAGGGGAUCAACUUCAACCGUCAGCCCCCUCCUCUCUUGCCUCCUCCACCUUUCAUGCCCCCUAUGAUGCCACCAUUUUACCCUGUAUCACUAUAUCCACGAGCCAUGGGUUCUAUGCCACCUCCCCCACCAGGAAGGAAUAGAGGAUUUUCAGCAGCGUUGCAUUCUAUCCCUCCACAAGGGGGUAAGCUGGAAAUUGCGGGUAUGGUUGUGGGCCAGUGGGCUGGCAGCAGACCUUCACGUGGGAGAGGAGCCUUUGGCAUGCAAGUCGUCUCUGUUGGGGGUCCAGGAAGGGGGCGUGGAAGAGAACCUCCUGGCAAAGUUACAAAAUCAAAUAAAAAGGUAAACAAACCGGACUCACCUGAAAGUCCUUCCCAAGUGAAUGGGACCAGUGGAAGCACCAACACAGAGGAAGAACCCAGUUCUCAAAACUUAGCAUGUGCCUUAUCUAGAGAGUGCAGCGACCCAUGCAACAAUGGCAGCUCCUCUCAUUUCACAGGGAUGAGCAACGAGGGCAACGACUCCUGCAGUGAUGAAAAGCUGGGUCCUGCGCCCCUUGAGAAGGAGGAGUGAGCAGCACAGAGACAUAAAGGGCAAGGGUUUAAGGAGUAAGGAGAGUGGUUGAGGAAGGUACAGUGAAAAAGAUCUUGAGGUUAACCCCCAAACUCUAAAUUUGUGAAUUAAUUUUCUACUCUUCAUGUGGCUCCGCACCAACCUAGCACCAGAGUUACCCGUUUACUUACUCAGCCUGCAGUUUAAAUGAACUGUUGCCACUUGAAAGGUUAAUGUAGGAUUGCUGCUUGUAUGACACAAGCUGCUUUUUUAUUGUAUCGCACCUCUAGAGACCGAAAUGUCUUUAAGCUACAAGUAGGCUGCUACUUCCCCUGAUUUGGGGAUCAAUAAGCUACUGUUUAACAGAGGGAUAUGAGCUCCCACUGCCCUGGUCUUUGAAGUGAAAGAGAAAUCUAGCUGAGUUCUGCACCUUAACCCUAAAAUUGUAUCUCUUCCUCGGCUAGAAUGGUUAGAACAGAGCUUCAUCUGUUUGCACGAUGAGCAAGGCCCUGACUAUAACGUGGCUGUACACACGUGUUUAGUUAUGCACCGGCACUUAGUAUUAAUUAACUCCCUGGUGCUCUAUACCAAAAAAAGUUUGGGGUCAGCCUAAAGGAUAGCGCUGUUGCCUUCCUUCCACUCUCCACUUCUGCCUCAGCAAAGUCGUCGCGCCCUUGCCCGAUCACAAGAACCUGUAGAUAACAUGGAACUUUUUUUCUGAAUUUUAAUAAUAUUAUUUUUAUAUGUAUAUAAAUAUAUAUAUAUAUAUAUAAAUAUGGCCUUUGUACAAAGAGGAAUUUCAGGAAUGAGACUGUCACGGGCAGAUUUUUCCUGCCUUCAGCUGAAAUGAAGCCUGUAUUAUGUUGGGUCAUGUCAUGGACGAUGCAAGUUAGGUGCUGGCUAAACCACCUUCUCGUCAACGUUAAAAGUCACGUAAGUGUAAACUGCUCCCAUCUUUGAAUAAUCUAUAUUCUGCCUCGUAAUUUUUUUUAUACAUACAAAUGGCAUUAACCUCAAGAGUCUGCCAUUCUCUUGUGCGUGUAAUAGGGGCAAAAACAGCUGUUUAUCUGCAAGUGUUAACGACGGGGCACUUUAAACCUUUGAUUCUUUCCAUACUAGAAGGUCCAGCAAUGAAACGCUCUGCUCCCCCUUCUACCAGCAGGUUAAAGGGACAGUAUGCAUACUAUUUUUAAAUAGGCUUGUGCUGAACAUACAUUUUGCCUAUUAUUAUUUAUUUCAUUUUUUUUUUUAUCUCUUGCACUAAACACAGUGAAAUCUGUUUUACUUUCUAACUGCUUAUCUCCUGGUUAUGCUGAGCAACUGUUUGUGGAGGAGUACAUAGAAAGGGAUAUGGCUCAUGCAGAGAUUAUAACCUAUUGUAAAGCUGGCCAUAGAUGUAAAGAUCUUUAAAAGAUUUUUUCGUUAAUGAUCAUUUAAAUGUACGAUUUGUCCAUCAACUAUUAAGACCAUUUCAGGCGAUAUUGCCAGGAAAACUAAGGGUAG